Messenger RNA from Saccharomyces eubayanus, 792 nucleotides. It is a transcript of the gene IRC24, whose product is annotated as sepiapterin reductase family protein IRC24. The transcript has a single exon. Lineage: Eukaryota; Fungi; Ascomycota; Saccharomycetes; Saccharomycetales; Saccharomycetaceae. Gene Ontology annotation, cellular component: intracellular anatomical structure. Bases 1 to 792 code for a protein of 263 amino acids. The record is from RefSeq and is a predicted model, not a curated record. Gene Ontology annotation, molecular function: oxidoreductase activity, acting on NAD(P)H, oxygen as acceptor.
AUGGGCAAAGUCAUUUUAGUUACUGGUGUGUCCCGUGGGAUAGGCCUGCAAUUGGUGAAGACUAUGUUCGAAAGGGACGCCGGAUGCGUCAUAUACGGUGUAGCAAGAACAGAGGCUAGUCUGCAAGGCUUGCAGAAGGAGUAUGGCGCAGACAGGUUCCUGUACCGCGCCUGUGACAUCACAGACAGGUCUCAAGUGCAGGCUCUGGUGGAAGAGAUCCGGAGCAAGCACGGCCAGUUAGACAGCGUCAUCGCGAAUGCCGGAAUACUGGAACCGGUGAAGGCCGUUGCGCAGUCCAGCACCGAGCACGACAUGGAGCGGUGGAAACGGCUGUUCGAUGUGAACUUCUUCAGCGUCGUGACCCUGGUGACGUUGUGCCUGCCGCUGUUGAAGACCUCGCCGCUCGUGGGCAACAUCGUCUUUGUUGGCUCUGGAGCCAGUGUGAAGCCAUACAACGGGUGGUCCGCAUACGGCUGUUCCAAGGCUGCACUGAACCACUUGGCCAUGGACAUCGCCAGCGAGGAGCCCAGCGACCAAGUUCGCAGCAUCUGCGUUGCGCCGGGCGUCGUGGACACGCAAAUGCAAAGGGACAUCAGGGAAACCCUGGGCCCACAGGGCAUGUCGCCCGAGGGCCUGGAGAGGUUCACCCGGUUGUACAAGACCUCGUCGCUGCUGGACCCUGUGGUGCCUGCGGCAGUGCUGGCCCAGCUAGCCCUGGAAGGAAUCCCCGAUGCUCUGAACGGCCAGUAUCUCCGCUACAACGACGACCGAUUGGGCCCUGUGCAAGCCUAG